Messenger RNA from Nomascus leucogenys (northern white-cheeked gibbon), 1476 nucleotides. It is a transcript of the gene TMED9, whose product is annotated as transmembrane p24 trafficking protein 9. Gene Ontology annotation, biological process: intracellular protein transport; endoplasmic reticulum to Golgi vesicle-mediated transport; COPI coating of Golgi vesicle. Gene Ontology annotation, cellular component: endoplasmic reticulum-Golgi intermediate compartment; COPII-coated ER to Golgi transport vesicle; Golgi apparatus. NCBI's taxonomy places the organism in Eukaryota, Metazoa, Chordata, Mammalia, Primates, Hylobatidae. The record is from RefSeq and is a predicted model, not a curated record.
CGCGGCGGCGGCAGGGCGACGUGGCGCGGCCGGCUGCGGCUGCGCAGGCAGGUGGAGCAAGAUGGCUGUGGAGCUGGGUGUGCUGGUCGUCCGGCCCCGGCCCGGAACCGGGCUGGAUAGAGUGAUGCGGGCCCUCCUGCUGCUGCUGUGGCUGGCGACGCGCGGAAGCGCGCUCUACUUUCACAUCGGAGAGACGGAGAAGAAGUGCUUUAUUGAGGAGAUCCCAGACGAGACCAUGGUCAUAGGAAACUACCGGACGCAGCUGUAUGACAAGCAGCGGGAGGAGUAUCAGCCGGCCACCCCGGGGCUUGGCAUGUUUGUGGAGGUGAAGGACCCAGAGGACAAGGUCAUCCUGGCCCGGCAGUAUGGCUCCGAGGGCAGGUUCACUUUCACCUCCCAUACCCCUGGCGAGCACCAGAUCUGUCUUCACUCCAAUUCCACCAAGUUCUCCCUCUUUGCUGGAGGCAUGCUGAGAGUUCACCUGGACAUCCAGGUAGGUGAACAUGCCAACGACUAUGCAGAAAUUGCUGCUAAAGACAAGUUGAGUGAGUUGCAGCUACGAGUGCGACAGCUGGUGGAACAAGUGGAGCAGAUCCAGAAAGAGCAGAACUACCAGCGGUGGCGAGAGGAGCGCUUCCGGCAGACCAGUGAGAGCACCAACCAGCGGGUGCUGUGGUGGUCCAUUCUGCAGACCCUCAUCCUCGUGGCCAUCGGUGUCUGGCAGAUGCGGCACCUCAAGAGCUUCUUUGAAGCCAAGAAGCUUGUGUAGCUGUCCCAGGUGUCACAACCCAUCCUCCCAGGCUGGAGGAGAAAGGACCUCCUGGAACUGACUUCUUCUGUCAGGAGGACUGGUUUCCAGCCAUACCUGUUCUGGAAGGGAGAGGGGCUGGAGGCACCCACAGGCACAAGCUGAAGGCAGCAGCUUGGCUAGUACUGAGCAGGUGGUGGGGCAAAUUCCUGCCCUGUCUCUCUGGCCUCUGGGCCCUUUGGCAGUAAUCACCCAGGGGCUGGUAAAGCCCCUCCUCUUGGCACCUCAGAAUCACAGUGUUACUGAUCAGGGAUGUGAGGCUGCUGUUGGGGGUUGGGGGAGGGGAAUGGGCAGGCAAGCCAGUCUUCUGUCUUCCUUUGCUAACUUAGGGUUUUAAGCAGGUUGGGGUAUGGUGCCUGUCAUACCCACCUGCCACCCUGGGAACCUCACUGUUCUCUCUUUCAGCCUAGACCUGCUGAUCCAGGGUGUGUGUGAGUUGAGGGUGGGUGGAGGGGUUUGCAGUAUGGGAAUGUGGCCCUGCAGUUGACCUGAGCUGCUUCACAUGGUUGUCCAUUCUGGGGCUUAAAGAACUGGGACCAGGCCAAGUAGAGGCCUUGGUGCUGGUUGGGGUGGGGCCUGCAGAGUCUUAGUUACUGAUUUCAUUUUCAAUAAAUUUAGGUUUGUUACAUGAGUUUCCCAAUAAAAAAAAAAUGACUUCUUGUCCAGUG